AUGCCGAAGUCAUUCAACAAGGUACACAAGCAGAUCUCAAAGAAGCGGGGGGUGCUUGAGGGGCUUCAUGAAAACAGUCGAGAUGCGAAGAGAUUGCACCGGGCCAAUUCAAGAGACGAUCGAGUGGCUCGGAUGCACACCAAGAUGGCCAGAGGGAGGAAUUCAUACCUUGACCGCAUACUCUACUUUCAAGAGCAUGUCCCCGAGGGAUCAGGGCCGUUUUCCGACGACGAUAUCAGAGAGUUGGUGACGAGACACAUCAACCGCGACGUCCCCGAGAUCGAGCAAUUACAACACGAACGGCGCAAAGGUCGCCCCCCAUCGAAGCGUGAAGAGGCCCUGCUACAACGCACCGACACUGAGAAUAAAGAGCUGAAGACCGGGUUUUGGAUGCCUGACUUGAGCAACGAAGAUGUGGUGAAAGUGCUCCCCCGAUGGAACCAAGUCUGGUCGAGUCUCAGUGCGAUGAAGUUUAUCCGGUUUACGCACGACGGCGGGAAACAACCUUCGACAUUUCCUCCAAAGGGUCUUUCUUGAUUUGUCUAUUGAUUUCCUUUUGAAAAACGGUGGCUUUCGUUGAUAUCCAUACUGCUAUGAUGCGGAGUAUAUGAUUGAUGGGACAUAGACGGCGUACAAAAGUACAUUAUUUACAGACUAUAUGAAAACUAUCAUGCCAUUGUAAAUAAAUGAACAGCCAAAAUAUAAUAAAAUAAGGGAAACACACCUUUUCCAG
Molecule: messenger RNA, 733 nt
Organism: Aspergillus glaucus CBS 516.65
Lineage: Eukaryota; Fungi; Ascomycota; Eurotiomycetes; Eurotiales; Aspergillaceae
Product: translation machinery-associated protein 16
Exons: 3
Coding region: 1-537 (178 amino acids)
Cellular component (GO): nucleus
Source: RefSeq, a predicted model, not a curated record